UGUGGCCGAGCAAAAUAUACCUUUGUGCAACGCAAUAACAAAGCUGGUGCAUGGGCUACAAUGAAAACAGAAAUUCAUAUAGAUACAGGGUAUGAAUGUCAUGAAUGCUAUGCUAUAGAACUAACGGUGCAGUGUGUCACUUUUGCGUAAAUUUAUACGACGUCAAACCGGCCGGCGGGAGAAGGUUGAUAUACGGAUAGACGGUGAAGACACAACACUAAGUCAUGGCGGCAACCAACAGCUGUGCGAUGGGCGACUUGACUUCGGAGGAACUUUUCGAAGAUAUCGGCAAGAGUGCCGCCGCCAUUACCGCCAUUGUUCUACUGACGGCCACGUCCAUUCUAACCCUGGCGAUGUUUAUAGAAUCAGUCUUCAGCGCGAACAAGAAGAUCCCGAACAGCAGACGCAGGGUCCGGCUCAUCAUAAUGAUGGGAAUCUACCCGACGAUGUCCGUUACUUCAAUGAUAUCCCUGUACGUUCCAGCGGCACAUCUCCUGAACACUCUGGUUGCGUCUGUGUAUUUCUCGGUGGCGCUGUUUCAGUUCCUCAUGCUCAUCAUCGACUACUACGGAGGCAAGGCGGCCGUGGUUGAAAAGCUUAAGGACCAGCGCAUCUCGCUGGCCAGCCCGCCUCUCACCUGCUGCUGCCCGUGCUGGAUGCCCAAAAUCACCAUGACACCAUCCAAUCUACGUAACCUGCGGCGCAUCGUGAUGCAAGUUGCCUUCAUCCGUCCGCUGCUGUUCUUCAUCUCCUUGGUGCUCUGGACAGACGGAAAAUACACCCACGGAAACAUCGCUAUCGAUGAGCCCUACAUCUACAUCACCACCUUCUCCGCGCUGUCUGGUCUCCUGGCCCUCUACGGUAUUAUCCUCUUCCUCACCGCCUCCCUGGAACCUCUCCGCUCCUUCCGCAUCCGGCCCAAGUUUUUCAUCGUGCAGAUGGUGUUGAUCCUCAUCAGCACCCAGAACCUCAUCCUGGCCAUUCUGGCCGAUGUGUAUGUCAUUCCGUGUGUGGCGCCCUUCAGCUCCGACUCCAGAGCCAACUACAUCGGUGAUAUGAUGAUCAUCGUCGAGAUGCUCUUCUUCUCGGUCCUCAGCCGCAUGUACUUCCGGGGUCGCUUCGGCAACAUCGAUCUCAUCGACGUGAACGCCCCCAUGGGCGGACGGCUGACGAGUUACGGGCCUUACGCCGUGGUGACGUCGGACCAGGAGAAGCCCAGCGGUCCCCACGACGGGAAGGAGGUUGAGGUCAACGGCAACGCUCAGUUCAAGGUUGAAAAUGAAAAAUCAGGGGACCAGACCACUAAACUCGAACAGGGCAAUGCGACUGAAGCUUGAGCUUAGAUUGGUGACAGUGCCUAGGCCGUUAUUAACAUUAUCACCUCUUCAAUAAUAGUUCGAUCGUGAGUGCACAUAGACAGUGCCUCGUACUUUGUUGUACUUCCUCCAAAAUAAUAAGCAACUUUUCUAACUGACUAAUCUUCGUGGGCACGUGUGGUCUAGCGCCAGAGCACAGGAUUCAUGAUCGUGAGGUUGUGGGUUCGAGACCCGUGGC
Molecule: messenger RNA, 1554 nt
Organism: Patiria miniata (bat star)
Lineage: Eukaryota; Metazoa; Echinodermata; Asteroidea; Valvatida; Asterinidae
Product: organic solute transporter subunit alpha-like
Exons: 8
Coding region: 225-1337 (370 amino acids)
Biological process (GO): transport
Molecular function (GO): transporter activity
Source: RefSeq, a predicted model, not a curated record